CAAAAUUUAUACCUCCAAUCAGCCAUCUCUGGCUGUCCUAUCCGUUCCCGAAUCACUUCCGAAACCCCCAAAUUUUUGUAGGGUUUUCAUCAGUGCUUCCAUCAUUUGUAUGGUAAAAUGGAACAACCUGCGGCACCAAAUGCUGUACCUCAAAAAGUUAGCGACAGAGACAGCAGCAGCAAAGCGAAGAGAAAAAUCCCAACACCCCAGGAGCUGAUAUCCCAUUACCAAAACCAGGGAUUCGAUCCCCAAGAAGCUUCCAUCAAAGUCAUUGAGGAUCUUCAAAACGUGGUGAUGAGGGUCGUCUCCUCCAACUCCAAACCCAAGAAAGACAAGUUCUUGAUCGAAACUUCCAGAAAGAUUGACAGUGUCAACACCAGGCUUGCUGUUGUUGACAUGAAGCUCGACUCCAAGCCUGGUUAUUUGGAGACUUUUGCAAUUGGGGUUGCUUCCGGUGCUGCUUUUAAUGGAAUUUGCAGUGUUCUGCCUCAUGUUUUUGAGGGUUUCGCUCAGAUUUGGUCUUCUGUUAGGACUGCUACCAAGCCUUCUUCUUCUCCUUAAUUACAUUUAGAUUAAAAUUUUCAAGUCAACAGUUUUUUUUUUAUUUGGCUAAUCCUGGUUUGGGAAUUUGAAUUAGAGUACUUCAAUGCUACUGAAUUUGAGUCAAAUUUUAGAAAAGAUAAAACAGAUUGUCAGUAUGUAUGAUAUUGUGUGUUAUUAUGCUUAGAA
Gossypium raimondii (Peruvian cotton) is the source of this 729-nucleotide messenger RNA. RefSeq lists its product as uncharacterized. NCBI's taxonomy places the organism in Eukaryota, Viridiplantae, Streptophyta, Magnoliopsida, Malvales, Malvaceae. The transcript has a single exon. The coding region runs from base 118 to 561 and encodes 147 amino acids. The record is from RefSeq and is a predicted model, not a curated record.